Messenger RNA from Hyla sarda, 2444 nucleotides. Its product is annotated as zinc finger protein 48-like. Lineage: Eukaryota; Metazoa; Chordata; Amphibia; Anura; Hylidae. The record is from RefSeq and is a predicted model, not a curated record. Gene Ontology annotation, molecular function: DNA-binding transcription repressor activity, RNA polymerase II-specific. The transcript has 4 exons. The annotation marks the transcript as partial. Gene Ontology annotation, biological process: negative regulation of transcription by RNA polymerase II.
GUCUUACGGUUUCCCCACCGGAGAUUGUGGUGAAGAUUGAGAGAGGCAAUGAGGAGCCAUUGGAUGGAGCUGUAGGUGACAGGAUGGUGAAUGGAGUGGUUGGUGAUCUGUGGGGUAAUAAGCGCCCAGGAUCCUGUGAGGAGGAGGGUGGUCCCAGCGUCAGUCCAGCAGGGGGCGUUAUCACCAGAAGAUCUCUAAGAUUAGUAAAGAGAAACUCCGGACAGUGGACAGAAGAGAAAAGAUCAAAACCAAAUGCCAAGACCAAGGUGAAAACGGCAGCAGAUGCUCUAGGCCACUCUCCCGCCCCCACCCAGGACUGGACUCUGCUCAGGACCACCCUACACCAUGGAGCUGGACCCCCAUCUCCUGGCCCCACUCCCCUGGAGAAACCGGAUCCAGAGGAGAAACUCCACACGUGCGCCCAGUGCGGCGAGAGCUGGAGCCGCCUCAUCGACUUCCUAACCCACCAGAUGGGCAACUGCCAGGACCGGCCGCACCGCUGCAACAUCUGCUCCAAGACCUUCGCCAAGAAGCAGCAUCUGAACGCCCACCAGAGGACGCACACCGAGGACCGCCCCUACACCUGUCACCAGUGUGGGCGGAGCUUCAGGCAGAACUCCACCCUUACCACCCACCUGUGGAGUCACGCAGGGCACAAGCCCUUCCACUGCUCCUGCUGCACCAAGAGCUUCAGCCGCAAGACUGACCUGGUGGCGCACAUGAGGAGACACACGGGCGAGCGGCCCUACGAGUGCCCCUACUGCUGGGACCGCUUCAUACGGAAGAAGUCUCUACAGCGCCACCUGCAGAAACACACCGGGGAGAGCCUGCGGAGCGGCUGGGAGAUAGACUACCCCCGAUGGAAGCAGAGCCCCAGCUUCAUGGAUAGGAAUCUGAAGAUGGAGGCGAUGCCUACAGAUGAGAUGUCCACCCAUAUGACCCCUGAGCCCACCCCAGAGCUGUUACUCCGGUGGGAUUCAGAGCGGAGGGUGGAGCCCCCCCCAUACAGAGAACGACCGCCACCACCGCCGCGGCAGGAACUAGUGCCGAUAGCCGAACCAAUGAAAACAGAAGAAGAAGACGAGAAGCCCCUACCAGAGGCCAUCACCAAGAUGGAGCAGAGCACCCAGACAGAGAGCAAAAGGCCCAGUCGACUGCAACAGGAGAUGCUCCGGGAGCUCAAGAGGUUCCGUAGGAGCACGGCGCAGGCUCAGCGCGAGCGGGAUCUGAUGAGAUCGGCCAUGGACCAGAUGGCCCAGGAGAUGAGGGAACUGAAGGAGAUGGUUGCCUCACUCUGUCCUCCCAGCGGGGGUUACUACCGCCCUUCACCUCGGCCCUCUGCCAUCUUGGUGCAGAAUUCCUGCCCAGUGUUGAGCCGACCCCCUGAGGACAGGCAGUCCACCGAGUCUAGUCGGGCAUCCCCAGAGAGCAGCCUGCAGUGCGGGUACAGUUACCCCCUGGAGACCCUCACCGAGCAGAACCGGGAGCAGAUGUCCUGGAUGUACGAGAAUCCCCCUGAGGAUGACAUGUUACCUACUACAACUAUAAAGCGGGAAGAGGAAGACGAGGAGGAGGAGUGCGAUCUGAGCCCUGAGGCCGGAUACUAUGACUCCUGCCGGAUCGGUGAGCGGCUUCCCAACAUCCCCAUGAAGCCCCUUAGCGCAGAGGAGGAGUGGAGCCUUCUGGCCCGGAGCGCGGGAAAACCGGGGAGGUUCGCAGCCCUCGUCUUUCGGGCUGUAGUCCCCUUCGACAUCUACAGGAGCUGGGUGAACAGGGUGAACCUGGAUGGCCUGAGGGGCAGGCAGGGGAUCCCGCUGAAUGUCAAGAGGCGAGUGAUGGCCGUGGUGGAGCGCCACUUCAACCUGCGCAAGUUCGACCAUAGCGAGAUCCGCAACAGACUGAAUGAACAACUGCGCACGCGCCGAAAGAGCGGCAAACACCCCCAGUGCGGCCCCCCAGAGAUACAACUCCUCAACAGGUAGAGGAGGGGACAGGGGGCGGAGCUAGCAGUCUAUGAGCAUCCUAUGUUACACCAGUAGCCUUCCUAAAGUACAAUAUAAUAAGGUUAUUAUAUACAAGAGCAAAGGAUGAUGGGAAACGCCCCCAGGAUUGAUCUCCAUAUUACAUCCUCUGCUUCCGUUCUCUUUUUAUAGAACAAUGAUUUCAGGGGCAGCCUAUAAAUGUUAUGGGAUCUCCCAGAGUCGUAUUCGGUGACAACUCCCACAGGCACAGUAAUGGCGGCCGACGGUGGUCACCCGGUAACCAUCUGUGUAAAAAAUCAACAACCCCAAAGAAUAUAUGGAAUCUGUACCAGAGGAAGACUCGCCAGGGGGCGCUAUUAUCAGAGAGGACGACUCGACUGUGGGGGGCACUAUUAGAGAGAACGACUCAACUACGGGGGGCGCUAUUAUCAGAGAGGACGACUCGACUACGGGGGGCACUAU